Molecule: messenger RNA, 1083 nt
Organism: Zootermopsis nevadensis
Lineage: Eukaryota; Metazoa; Arthropoda; Insecta; Blattodea; Termopsidae
Product: retinol dehydrogenase 11
Source: RefSeq, a predicted model, not a curated record
UUUACAACGUGUGGUUGGUCGUGAUGGUUUGUUGGGCCAGGUAUAACAAUAGCACUGUCCGAUUGGACGGUAAGAUUGCUGUCGUCACUGGUGCAAAUAGUGGCAUUGGCAAGGCAACCACUCUGGAUUUCGUAAUGAGAGGGGCGCGGGUUAUCAUGGCCUGCAGAGACAUCAAGAAGGCCGAUGAAGUAGCGAAGGAUAUUCUCAGUCAGACGGAGAAUGUAGAGGGGGCAGGUACAGUGGAGGUCGUGCCCCUGAACCUGGGGUCCCUCGCCUCCGUGCGAAAAUGUGCACAGGAAAUCCUGAGGACAGAGGACAAGAUCCAUCUGCUAGUCAACAACGCAGGGGUCAUGAUGUGUCCCCAGAGCAAGACAGAAGAUGGGUUCGAGACCCACAUCGGGGUCAACCACUUGGGUCAUUUUCUUUUCACCUGUAUGCUUCUGAGUCGUAUCAUCCGGUCAGCCCCCGCCAGGAUCGUCACUGUUUCGUCCGUUGCACACCAAUGGGGAACCAUGUAUUUGGAAGACAUAAACUUGAAACAGUCAUACACCCCGUGGAAGGCUUACCGUCAGAGCAAACUUGCAAAUCUGUUGUUCACCAAGGAACUAGCAAGAAGGCUUCAAGGUAGACGUCUUAGUUAAUGCAGUAAACCCUCGAUUUAAGGGACUGUUUGGACGAAGAAGUGUCGGGUAAUGUUGAUUGUCCUUUAGAAGUUGCGAAGUUGUUUUUAUGACGCCAGAAAUGCGUCCUCAGACCAUAAAAUAGUCCGUUGAAACUGAAAAUACCUCGCGUCGAAAAAGAAAUUCACAAUAUCACACUUAAAACCGAAAUUCGUUAAAUCGAGGUUUACUCUCAAUUCUGCUGUGCACAAAUUUUAUUGCAUGAACUGAUUAUGACGAGGUAACUGUUCCUGCAAAGCGUUAUGUCAUUCACCUCUUGACGCUGUCCUGUAUAUAUCUGUGCACGUAACACUGUUUUCUUUUCAGCGUAAUAGCUGAAGUUUUGGUUAACUAUAACAAGGGUAUCCCCCCCCCCUCAGCAAACACACGCCAGAAAAAUUUGCAAGGAUAUUUGAAGCAAAUA